Hemiscyllium ocellatum (epaulette shark) is the source of this 787-nucleotide messenger RNA. RefSeq names its product interleukin-8-like. Gene Ontology annotation, molecular function: chemokine activity; CXCR chemokine receptor binding. Bases 50 to 343 code for a protein of 97 amino acids. NCBI's taxonomy places the organism in Eukaryota, Metazoa, Chordata, Chondrichthyes, Orectolobiformes, Hemiscylliidae. The transcript is spliced from 4 exons. Gene Ontology annotation, biological process: cellular response to lipopolysaccharide; neutrophil chemotaxis; antimicrobial humoral immune response mediated by antimicrobial peptide. The record is from RefSeq and is a predicted model, not a curated record. Gene Ontology annotation, cellular component: extracellular region.
AGAGAGUACAGCAGUAAUUAGACCAAGAUCACUCAAUCAGUGAAGCACAAUGAGGAGUAAAAUUACUCUCUCCAUUCUCAUUCUCUUCGUACUGUGUAUGUCAUCCACAGAAGCCGCAUCAAUCGGAAGAACAGGAUUGAAUCUACGCUGCCAGUGUAUAAAAACAACCUCCAAAUUCAUCCAUCCAACAAAUAUGAACAAUAUUGAAAUCAUCCCAAGUGGGCCACACUGUGAGAACACGGAAAUUAUUGCCAGCCUUAAAAGCAAGGAUCGUGUGUGUCUGGAUCCUACAGCUCAUUGGUUGAAGAAAGUCCUUAACAAGAUGAUGAAAAAAUCCAAGUAGAUGUGUCACUGAAGUGAGGCUCAACUUUAAAUAUCGAACAAUGAAUUGCCACAUUUGGGGAUCUGGCUGCGCUGGAUUGGUGUGGAGUUAUCAGAGGCAGCAACUCUUGACUGGGCAUUCACUGUUGAAAAUUGUACCGUGAUUUUAACACCUUAAACAUAGGAAAGUGAACAUUUCAUUUUUUAAUUGGCCCACAGUCGAGGUACCAAAGUGACUUGACAAUAAGUGAGAUAUCCGAUAUGAAGCAAUAGAUGACUUCAUCAACAGCUCUUUUGGAUAAUUAUUAAUUGUUACUCAAACAGGAUUCUUUACAUUUGCUGCCAGGUAGCAAUGUUACAGAAUAUAGUUACUCAAUAGUAUAUUGUUCAGUAUGACAAAUUGUCAGUAAUGUGCUAUUUCUAUUAUUUAAUCCAGAUAUUUAGUUGGUUUUGUAUUUAUUUAUGA